AUGGUGCAGAAAUACCAGUCUCCGGUUCGAGUCUACAAAUAUCCUUUUGAGCUCGUCAUGGCCGCAUAUGAAAAGCGCUUUCCUACGUGUCCAGAGAUCCCAGUCUUCCUGGGGAGUGAAAUCCUACAUGAGUCCAGGAGUGAAGACGGAGCUAUACAUGUCAUUGAACGGAGCUGCAAACUGAACGUGGAUGCUCCUAGGCUGCUAAAGAAGAUUGCAGGUGUAGAGUAUGUUUUCUUCAUCCAGAAAAACACAGUGAACUGGAAAGAGCGAACUCUCCGCAUUGAAGCCCACAACGAGACUUUUGCCAACCGCGUUGUCGUCCUUGAGACGUGUAGCUACUCAGUUCACCCUGAGAAUGAAGAGUGGACUUGCUUUGAACAGUCGGCCUCUCUCGAUAUCAAGUCGUUUUUUGGCUUUGAAAGCACAGUGGAAAAAAUCGCCAUGAAGCAGUACACUUCAAACAUCAAGCGGGGCAAGGAAGUGAUUGAACACUAUCUGAAGGAACUGAUCUCCCAAGGAAUCACAUUCAUCCCUCGUUGGACACCUCCUCCAGUGUGCGGACAGACGGAUGAGCAAACCCCAGCUGUUGGACGUGAUGCCGCUGACGUAGCCCUUGAGUCUGGGGCCAAUGGAGCUGCCAAAGAAAGUUUAAAGGUAUCUUCAGCUCCUCUGAACUGUUCUUUUUCUUCCUCAGCUGACAAAUUGGACGCCGAUUACAUUGAGCGAUACCUGGGCCAGCUGACGCCAAUGCAAGAGAGUUGUUUGAUCCGCCUUCGCCGGUGGCUUCAAGAAACGCACAAAGGCAAGAUCCCCAAAGAUGAACAUAUCCUUCGAUUUCUGCGGGCUCGUGACUUCAACAUUGACAAGGCUCGAGAAAUGCUCUGUCAGUCACUGUCUUGGCGAAAGCAGUACCAGGUGGAUUACAUCCUUCAGUCAUGGCGGCCCCCAGCCCUCUUAGAUGAAUACUACACUGGAGGAUGGCAUUAUCAAGACAAAGAUGGACGACCACUCUACAUCCUUCGCCUUGGCCAGAUGGACACAAAAGGCUUGGUGAAAGCCCUGGGAGAGGAAUCGCUGCUGCGACAUGUUCUGUCAAUUAAUGAGGAAGGACAAAAGAGAUGUGAGGAAAAUACCAACAGCUUUGGCCGCCCCAUCACAUCCUGGACAUGUCUGGUGGACUUGGAAGGGCUAAAUAUGCGGCAUCUCUGGCGGCCUGGAGUGAAGGCCCUGCUUCGGAUAAUUGAGGUUGUGGAGGACAACUACCCUGAAACUCUGGGGAGACUAUUGAUAGUGCGAGCACCCAGGGUGUUUCCUGUGCUCUGGACUCUGGUCAGUCCCUUCAUCAAUGAGAACACAAGGCAGAAGUUCCUCAUUUACAGCGGGAAUAACUACCAGGGUCCAGGAGGGCUGGUAGACUACGUGGACAAAGAUGUGAUCCCAGACUUCCUGGGAGGAGAGUGCAUGUGUACUGUCCCAGAGGGUGGCCUUGUUCCCAAGUCGCUUUAUCAGACAGAGGAAGAGCCAGAGAACUCGGAUCACAUCCGGUUGUGGACAGAAACCAUCUAUCACUCUGCAAGUGUCCUCCGAGGAGCUCCCCAUGAGAUAGUUGUGGAGAUUCUGGAAGGGGAAUCCGUCAUCACCUGGGACUUUGACAUCCUGAAGGGAGAUGUGGUGUUCAGCCUCUUCCACUCCAAACGAGCUCCUGAAACAAGUCAUAAAGAAGCCACCUUACCAAGUACCUCUGCUGCCGGGGACAACAUGCAGCUGAUUGACAAGACGUGGGUCCUCGGGGUGGAUUACAGUCGUAUGGAAUCGCCACUGGUUUGCCGGGAAGGAGAGAGCAUCCAGGGAUCUCACGUGACUCGCUGGCCGGGCUUCUACAUUCUCCAGUGGAAGAUGCAUGGCCCUCUGCCCUGUUCUGGCAGUAGCCUCCCACGGGUGGAUGAUGUUCUUGCCUCUCUGCAGGUCUCCAGUCACAAGUGCAAGCUUAUAUACUACUACGAGGUGCUUGCAUCCAAGGACUUCAGGGGAUCCAUGUCGAGCCUGGAAUCUUGCAACAGCGGCUUUUCCCAGCUGAGUGGAGCCACGACAUCUUCCAGCCAGUCCCAGAGCAGCUCCCAUCUUUCUAGAUAGCAGGGCUAAAACUACAGCAGCAAGGAGGAAUGGCGUAGGGCUUGCUGGCCACCCCGGAGCUGCUCUGUGCCCCAAACCAAAGAGCCUCCCGGGGC
Messenger RNA from Eurypyga helias (sunbittern), 2231 nucleotides. RefSeq names its product SEC14-like 5 (S. cerevisiae) (gene SEC14L5). The transcript has 16 exons. The record is from RefSeq and is a predicted model, not a curated record. Gene Ontology annotation, cellular component: cytoplasm. Lineage: Eukaryota; Metazoa; Chordata; Aves; Eurypygiformes; Eurypygidae. The coding region runs from base 1 to 2136 and encodes 711 amino acids.